Molecule: messenger RNA, 618 nt
Organism: Funneliformis geosporum
Lineage: Eukaryota; Fungi; Glomeromycota; Glomeromycetes; Glomerales; Glomeraceae
Source: the annotation of a GenBank genome assembly
AUGUCCAAACAAGAAAAACGACAACAUAGUCAAAUAACAUGUUUAAAUGAUAUUGCAAUAAAAAAUGAAAUUAUAACAGAACAUUUUGGUUUUUUACCAAUAAGUUUUGUAGAUGAUAUAGUUAAUUCUAUUAACGAAUUAAUUUAUCUAAUAAUUGCCGGAAUUGAAAGUUUUGUUAACUCUGAACUGAAAAAUAAGGAAGAAGUUGAAUUGGGUACACACCAAGUUGAAACGUUGUUGGAAAAUUUGGUUGAUAAAUAUUUCGAAAAAUUUGAAAUCUACGCGUUACAAAAUAUUUUUACCAUACGCGAAAAUGUUACAGUUGGUGUGAAUUUCGAUGUGGACGAAAAUAUGGAUGAGGGAGUUGAUAAAGAAAUCGAAUUAUUACGGAAAAAAAUUAUGGCUGCAAAAGCCUUUAACCUCAAGCUGAAAAAACAAUUGGCUAAAGAUGAAUCACGAAUUGAAAAACUGAAACGAUUAGAAAAUAAAAUAUCAUUUCUACGAACUCAAGCAAAGGCUCAUAAUGUUUCUCCCUUGCCGGAUACUUUAAGAUUCAUAUCUGAUCAACUAAUGGCCAUUACAAAGGUUUAUAAUAAUUUGAAUGAAUCGACAUGGUAA